AGUCGGCUUAUGCUAGUGACGUGUUAGCAGGCAAAAUAUAAAUUAAAAACCAAAAUACACAAAAUGGAUGGUUUUAUGAUGGAUAUUAUCAAGGGCAUGUGUAUUAUGGAUAAUGACGGCAACCGCAUCUUGGCCAAGUAUUAUGACAAAAACAUUCUGUCCACGUUGAAAGAGCAGAAGGCCUUUGAAAAGAAUCUGUUCAAUAAGACACAUCGUUCCAACACCGAAAUCAUUAUGCUUGAUGGUCUCACCUGUGUCUACAAAAGCAAUGUCGAUCUGUUCUUCUAUGUCAUGGGCAGUGCCUACGAGAAUGAGUUGAUUCUGCUGUCGGUGUUGAAUUGUCUAUAUGACUCCAUUAGCCUGAUUCUCAAGAAAAAUGUGGAGAAACGUCUGGUCUUGGAGAAUCUGGAAAUCAUCAUGCUGGCCUUUGAUGAGAUCUGUGAUGGCGGGAUUAUCUUGGAUGCGGAUCCAUCGUCGGUGGUGAAAAGGGUUGAUCUGCGUAAUGAUGAUAUACCCAUUGCCGAACAGACUGUGGCUCAGGUUCUACAAUCGGCGCGUGAACAAUUGAAGUGGUCCAUACUGAAAUGAGGAGCGGAUGCAAUCACCGAUGUUGUCGCAAUACAUUCGAUUUUCCAAAACUAUUUCCGCCUAGAUUAUAAUGCCACAUAUACAUUUAUACAUACAUAUAUAUAUAUAUACGAGUAUAUUUAACUAGCAUGAGAAUUAGUUUACAUUAUUUCUUUGUCUCAUUUUUUUUUUGUUUUGUUUUAUUUUGUCGUUUCCUAUUUCAAGGGCGUUCACACUCUAAGAAACAAAAGAAAAAGACUAACAAAUUGUAAAUUACCGAAGAUGAGAACGAACUAUAAAAUAAAGUUUACUCUAUGUAUAUUAUAUAAAGAAAA
Molecule: messenger RNA, 902 nt
Organism: Drosophila willistoni
Lineage: Eukaryota; Metazoa; Arthropoda; Insecta; Diptera; Drosophilidae
Gene: zetaCOP
Product: coatomer subunit zeta-1
Exons: 4
Coding region: 64-588 (174 amino acids)
Biological process (GO): intra-Golgi vesicle-mediated transport; retrograde vesicle-mediated transport, Golgi to endoplasmic reticulum; intracellular protein transport
Cellular component (GO): COPI vesicle coat
Source: RefSeq, a predicted model, not a curated record